GCCAAUGGAUAUGUUCGUCAAUAGAUUAUCAAAUAAAGAAAACAAUAAUCCAGUCUUAGUGCCAACCUAAUAUGAAAUUAUGUAAAAGGAAGGAAUAUUUGCUAAAACUAAUAAUUCUCUUUAUACUCAUCAUCGGUUUUAUUAUAGAAAGCCAAGACAAUCAAUCAAUGCAUCUUAAUAGAAUCCUGCAAUUGUUCGCUCAAAUAGUUUUUAAUCAAUCCAUAAGGAGAUUGAAAAAAUAGCAUAACAAUUACAAUCUCAACAAAUUUAUACAUAGACUCAAAUUAAUAAUAAACAACCUUUUAAAGAAAGAUAUCCAACUUAAUACUCUUAACCCUCGAAUACACAAAUAACUGAAGUUGUUGAUAUGCUCGAAAAAGAGAACUUACUUAAAAUUCAUUAACUUAAACCAUGUACACCUAGAAAGAUAUUUACUCCUUAAAUAAAUUAUAAUUUACCUCCUUCAAUAUAUGACAAUAAAAGUAAUGAUUAAGAUAACAGUGAAAAGGUUACUCCACUAUUAAAAAAUAAGUCUUUAUUUAAAAAAACAUUAAAUGCUUCUUUUGAUAAAGUUAAGAAAAUCAAUUCAUCUUAAGAAAAUAGAUAAAAAAGGACACAUUCUUAAUUAAUUAAUAAUGACACUUAUAAAUAAUAACAAAAAUCACUUAAAGAUAGAAUUACUAAUGUUAUAUAAAAUCCAAUAAAGAUUUUGAAUUUAUGUCAAAAAGUAGAAGAAAUUUAGAAUUCUAUCAAUGAUGAAUAGUUAAAGUAAUUAAUACAAUCUGAUCAAUUUAAAAUAGAUUUAUAACUUUUAAUCAAUAAUUCUAAAGGUUCUAAUACUUAAAUGAAAUAAAUUCUUUAAAAUUUUAUGAUAGAAUAAGUCAAAAAAUAGAAAGAAUUACAAGAAGUGGAAUAACAUUUAGAAGGUAUAAGUUAUUUAAUUAUUAAAUAGAAAAAAAAUAAAACUUUAGUAAAAUGCUUAAUAACUAUAUUAAGGAACUUAAAGAUAAACUAUGA
Molecule: messenger RNA, 1017 nt
Organism: Paramecium pentaurelia
Lineage: Eukaryota; Ciliophora; Oligohymenophorea; Peniculida; Parameciidae
Source: the annotation of a GenBank genome assembly